This is a messenger RNA of Penicillium oxalicum, 324 nucleotides long. RefSeq lists its product as uncharacterized. The coding region runs from base 1 to 324 and encodes 107 amino acids. The record is from RefSeq and is a predicted model, not a curated record. The transcript is spliced from 3 exons. Lineage: Eukaryota; Fungi; Ascomycota; Eurotiomycetes; Eurotiales; Aspergillaceae.
AUGGUCUUUCAUUUGUUUGGACUCCGGGCCUUGGAGGUCUGGUUGUAUGGCCGACUCAUCCGCAGUCCCCUCUUCCACCAAAUGGUAGGCCGUGUGCACCAGCGAGUGGAACAAAUCCGUCAUGGAAUCCCUCCAGAACCAUCGCGCACUUCCCUGGAGGACAGUGGUAUGUGCUUUUUUGAGAUCACAGGAUCGGAUGGUCCAGUCUUUACUCGCAGGUCGCUGAUCAUCAUUGACUGUACAGACUCCAUCGGUAAAUUUGUCAGGUAUUUCAAGGAGGAAAUCAAGGAUCAGAUGAAAGGCAAACCCCCCAACAAACUAUAA